Molecule: messenger RNA, 1022 nt
Organism: Manis javanica (Malayan pangolin)
Lineage: Eukaryota; Metazoa; Chordata; Mammalia; Pholidota; Manidae
Gene: ZNF790
Product: zinc finger protein 790
Biological process (GO): regulation of DNA-templated transcription
Source: RefSeq, a predicted model, not a curated record
GCAGUUUUCCUUUAACACAACCCAGCCUUAGGGGACCGCUGUCUCUGGCUUUGGCAACUCACCCAGCAACAACUAAGCCCCACGGCCUCCUGGGAAAUGUAGUCCAGGACUUCUCCAGGGGGUGGAUGGACGCGGCCAGGUAAACAGCGUCCUCUAGGCACCAACUGGGGGCGUGCCUGGCCACAGUACCUGGAAGGCUGCUCCGAAUGCCACUUUGGCCUGGGAGUGCGCAGAUGCUCUCCACUCAGGGUCCUGCAGAGCGUGUCCGGAAGCCAGAAAAACGAACCCGAAUGUGGCACCUGAACGCUGGAGGAAUCCGCAAGGCCAGUCUUAUGAGAGCGCCCCAAGGAGGCCCCGAGGGACUGUUUCUACAGAAAGGAAUCUGGAAGAAGAUUGGUUGACUCCUGAAAUUUUAAGUCAUGGCCAGUCAGCUGGUGAUGUUCAGGGAUGUAGCUGUAGACCUCUCCCAGGAGGAGUGGGACUACCUGGAUUUGAAAGAGAGAGAUUUGUACAGAGAUGUGAUGUUGGAGAACUACAGCAACCUAGUCUCCCUGGGGUUUUGCAUUUAUCAGCCAGAUGUGUUUUCUUUACUGGAGAAGGGGAAAGAGCCCUGGAUGGCCUUGAAGGAUGAGACAAGACACCCUUACCCAGACAUGCAGUCAAGGUGUCAGACCAAGAAGUUAUCACAAGAAAAUACCGUUUUUGAGAGAGAAUUAUCUCAAUGGGAUACAACGAAAAUCUGUAAAAAACACAGUCUUGAACGUUUAUGUUUUAGAGGUAAUUGGGAAAGCAAUGGUCAGUUUGAAAUGCAAUGGAAAAAUCAGGAAGAAUGUUUCAAGCAUAUUAUACUCACCUGUGAAAAAAUGUCCACUUUUAACCAGAACUUGGCUUUUAAUCUACAUCAGAUACUUAAUACAGGAAAGAAACCAAGUGACUUUAAAGAAUGUGGGAAAGCCUUUUGUUCUGGAUCAGACUGUUUUCAACAUCAAUCAAUUCACACUGAUGAGAAAUUUUCUGAAGGU